CUGUCAAAUCUUCAUCAAUCAUUUCUUUAAAAAAAAACUGCUACAACGAUUGAAGCAGACAGCGAGACAUCACUUAGACUGUCUAAAGAGAUCUCUCACAGUUUUUCCUUCGUGGGUAUAAUUGGUAGUUGGGGUAAAAUGGCUGCUCUGCAAAGAGCUUGAUCGUGUGCUGUUUAUAGCUCCUGAAAACAGUUUUGCAAACAGGAAGAUCUGAUUAAACGGGUGCAGUUGGAGCUGAUGAAAACAACAAAAAAGGAGACUUUAAUCCUGGCUGUGACCAUGUGGAGGAGAGGAAAACAGACGGUUCCAAACAACAUGUCAUCAGGCAGCGUGAAGCCCAAAAAGAAGAAGGAGCAGGCCAACGGGGCAGCAGAAACCAAACUGAAUGGAACUGAGGCAAAAACCAAAAAAACAAAAACUAAGAAGAAGGAAGAAGCAGCUGAGGAGGAAAGUUCCACUAUUCAAAAUGGAAAAAAGGUAAAGAAAAAGAAACCAGAAAAGGAGAAAGAAGAACCAAAAAAGGAAAAAGAAAAAGAAAAAAAGAAAGCCAAAAGUGCUCCAAAAAAGAAGAAAGGUAAGCUGUCAAAGGAACUUGAUGGAUACAGCAGUACAGUUUGCAGGCAAGUGCUUGCACAAACUGUUAGCUUUGCUCCCUAAUGUUUAUUCUUUUUACAUUUAACAAACUGUAUGAGGGCCAAGAUUUCAAAAAGACUAAAGUUUUAUAGGAAGAAGCAAAUUGUUUAGUAGUUUGAGAAAAGUUUUGAAUUUCUUUCAGUAAGUGUUUGCUUCACUCCAGGUUCA
This is a messenger RNA of Austrofundulus limnaeus, 801 nucleotides long. Its product is annotated as pre-mRNA-splicing factor CWC22 homolog. The transcript has 3 exons. Bases 238 to 657 code for a protein of 139 amino acids. Lineage: Eukaryota; Metazoa; Chordata; Actinopteri; Cyprinodontiformes; Rivulidae. The record is from RefSeq and is a predicted model, not a curated record.